UUCUAGCAAGCUGUUGCAUUGGGCGGCUUUCUGUUUGUUUGGGCUGUCAUUUUUAUUGAAUUGCACAAAUGAUGAAGUUUACCUGCAUCUCCAGGUUUUUCACCUGCUGCUCGUCUGCCAUGUGCUUUCUCUAGAAGGAUUCAUAUGAAAGUGAAGGCUGAUUGUAGAGCAUCAUGGGAAACACCAGUGAUCGUGUGUCUGCUGAUCGGCAUGGAGCAAAGACGCAGCGGUCAGACAGCGGAGGCCAUAAAGACCUCGAGCCCGGCAAAAUGAUGGACAGCACGGACGACCCUAACAUUUUCAACACACAUGGGCCAGAAUCUAAAGCACCAGGUGAGAAGGACUUCGCCCCAGAUUUAGAUGACAUGGUAAAGACGAGUCCUCAGGCUCGACCCACCGUAAUCCGCUGGGCUGGAGGAGGGAAAGAGGUUUAUAUCACAGGCUCCUUCAACAACUGGAGCAGCAAGAUCCCGCUGAAUAAAAGCCAUAAUGAUUUUGUAGCAAUCUUGGAGCUGCCUGAGGGUGAACAUCAGUACAAGUUCUUUGUUGAUGGCCAGUGGCUUCAUGACCCAUCUGAGCCGGUUGUCACCAGUCAGAUGGGCACUAUUAACAACCUGAUCCAUGUGAAGAAAUCAGAUUUUGAGGUGUUUGACGCACUGCAGGUGGACUCUCUCGAGUGCUCCGAUACGUCAGAUCUGUCCAGCUCUCCACCUGGGCCGUACGGACAGGAAGUGUAUAUGUUCAAACCCGAGGAACGCUUCAAAGCUCCUCCCAUCCUGCCGCCGCACCUGCUACAAGUCAUACUCAACAAAGACACCAACAUAUCAUGUGAUCCUGCCUUGCUGCCAGAACCUAACCAUGUGAUGCUGAAUCAUCUGUAUGCGCUCUCAAUAAAGGAUGGCGUGAUGGUUCUCAGUGCAACUCACCGUUAUAAGAAGAAAUAUGUGACGUCUCUUCUGUACAAGCCUAUUUAACAAGCUCUGGAUGGCACAUAAUUUACAGUCCGCAUCCACUAUAGUCGAGAUUGCACUAUUAACCCGUGAUAUUUACGGUGGAUCUGUUAGCUUGAGACUUCAGCAGUAGUGAGUGUGUGUGUCUUUUAUCUCUGUCAUCACACACAUUCAGGUGCAGCAUUUUGCGAUUGCAAUCUUGAGGGCCAGAUUUUUAUCUGUCCAAAGCGCUUUAUGAAAUACUGUCAAACAGAAUUCAUACAUUUUAAAACUGCAAAACGCACAGAGAGUUUAUAAAUAAAAGUGAGUUCAAGUUGUGAGUUUUAACACAGAUGAACAUUUGAAUGUAAUGUUUCAUUCUAAGCUUUUAUGGUUUAUAGUGUCAUAAUUCAUUUUAUAAACCGAGGGAAAGACAUGCAUGUUUGUGUCUGUUUCCAGAAUAAAAGUGGCGUUUAGUAUUUGAUCCUAACGGAACACUUUAGUAAUUUCACAUCCUUUCAAAUGGAUGUUCUUUGAUUAGAGUUAAGUUAUGAUUUCAACAAAAGAAAACUUUAGGAAUGGACUGAACAGAUAAACAUUUACAGCAGCAUCACAGAACGUCACAAAUAGAUUGUGAACUGUGUGAGUUUGUGGAGUUUUACUGCAUGUGGUUUGAAUUUCAUCUUGAUGCUGUACAGACGAGCACUUUACCUGUGUUUCACUGUGACAGACAAACACGUUUUCUUUAUUUUAUCAAGCAGGAAUGUAUUUUUGCCUCUGUUACAAAUGUUAUUUAUAUGCUACACAGACACUAUAUUGGCCAAAAGUAUGUGGACGUCAAAUAUUAGCUGGCUUGUUCCAGUGGGGUUCAUGUCUCUUCCAGUAAAGAGUAUCUGUGGACGUGUCUUUGUGCUCAGGGUCAUUGUCAUGCUGGAAGAGAAAAGGAUCCUCCACAAUCUUCUGCAGCAAAGUUGGAAACAGAAUUCUUUAGAAUAUUAUUGUAUGUGUAACUUUAAGAUUAAUUUUAGCUAAAAUAGCUGGAAUUGACAUGUUAAUUAAGAAUGGGGCGUCCACAUGUUUUGACCAUAUAAUGUAUGUUUGUCUUUAAAUAUUUUUUGUGUGAAAUGGUUGGCUUUGUUGGUUUUAUCAUUUCUGGCCAUCAUCAAUGUUAAAUGUUGAAACAAAUGUGAUUUGUGGUCUUAUCAGGACCCAACCCUUUUUUAAUAUUGAUGAGGAUGGUAUCGUUUGUUCGUGAGGAUUUGUUUUGUUUGCUGUGAGUUGAAUAUUGUGGUGUUGAAGAUUCAUUCACUCCAAAGAUAACCGUAACUUUAGUUAUAUGAUGCAAGUGUGAUAUCCCAAAUGAUAGAUGCUCAAAAUACGAUUUUCAUGAGGAAAGAGCAACAGCAGCUUUCAGUGCUUUUAUGGGAUAUUUUGAGGGAAAAUCCACUAACUUGAAUUUUUUUUCAUGUGUUGAGCUAUGCAUUAUAGAUGAGUGUAUUGCUUCUAAAAAAAAUAAAUGGAACCAUUCUGGUUGAUUUGA
Ctenopharyngodon idella (grass carp) is the source of this 2469-nucleotide messenger RNA. It is a transcript of the gene prkab2, whose product is annotated as protein kinase, AMP-activated, beta 2 non-catalytic subunit. The record is from RefSeq and is a predicted model, not a curated record. Gene Ontology annotation, molecular function: protein kinase binding. Lineage: Eukaryota; Metazoa; Chordata; Actinopteri; Cypriniformes; Xenocyprididae. The transcript is spliced from 9 exons. The coding region runs from base 174 to 974 and encodes 266 amino acids. Gene Ontology annotation, biological process: signal transduction. Gene Ontology annotation, cellular component: cytoplasm; nucleus; nucleotide-activated protein kinase complex.